AUGGCUCCAUUCACACGCCUCCACCCUCCGGAGAACCCAGAUAAGCAAUAUGCCAAUCAGAAAGAGCUUACACAUGUAUCCAUCGAAGAACUUCUUGAAUUAAGAAAGCUUCCAGUUUAUACACAAAACCAAAAAAUCGUCCAGGUCAUCUUUUUCAUUCUUAUUGGUAUUCCAAAGCUUCUCAUUGUUCUUCCAUACUUCCUUAUUGCAUUUUCAAGCUUCGCUCUCGCUUGCUUUGUUUGGCGUUUAAUCGGAAGACCAGAAGAUCUCAGAAAGAAGCUUCAAGCCUACUAUGCUGCUAUUGCCAGAAUCCUUUUGUUCAUUUUAGGCUACCACAAAGUUAACUAUCAUGGUGAACUUGAUACAGAUGCCAGAUUUUUGGUCUGCAACCACGUUACAUUCCUUGAUGGCUGGUUCUUCUUGUCAUUUGGCCCAAGACCACUUGCCAAGAAGGAACUUUUCUCAUGGCCAAUCGUUGGCGAUAUGCUUGAGGUCUUCGACGGCAUCCCAGUCGACCGUUCUAAGAACUCUGGCGUUUCCAAGAAGCUCAUUGACAACGCCCUUGACUCAGAAGCCCCACCAGCCAUGCUUGCCCCAGAAGGUGCUACAACAUCUGGUCUUUACAUGUUCAAGUUCCACUUGGGAGCAUUCCUUUCCGAUCUUCCAGUACAGCCAGUCGCUAUUCGUUACACAAUCUUCGGUUACCCAGCUGAUUGUUCCCAUCUUUCCUUCUUCCACCAUUCAUUAUGGCACCUUUUGAUCUUCCUUGGCAUUCCUCAUAUCCAGACAGAUAUUUACUUCUUCGAUUCAAUGUCAAUCAAGACAGAAGGAAAGAAUCAACCAUCAAUUUUUGCCGAACAAGUCGAAUUGAGAAUUGCUAACUUCCUCUGCGUUAAGGCAAUCGAUCAAACAAACUCUGCGAUCUUCAAGGAAAAGCCAAAGACAGAAGAGCAAAUUGCUAAAUAG
Trichomonas vaginalis G3 is the source of this 966-nucleotide messenger RNA. Its product is annotated as 1-alkylglycerophosphocholine O-acetyltransferase protein. Lineage: Eukaryota; Parabasalia; Trichomonadida; Trichomonadidae. The coding region runs from base 1 to 966 and encodes 321 amino acids. The transcript has a single exon. The record is from RefSeq and is a predicted model, not a curated record.